Messenger RNA from Clunio marinus, 180 nucleotides. The record is from the annotation of a GenBank genome assembly. NCBI's taxonomy places the organism in Eukaryota, Metazoa, Arthropoda, Insecta, Diptera, Chironomidae.
AUGGUGUUGACACAAACGUCAAAACAAAUAGUCAGCACUUUUCUGAGAGCACGUUCUCGACUGCGUACUGCUAAAAGCGUCGCAUGGCAAUUGUUUCACAACAUCAACUGUCUUUAUGGGAAGAAAGUUCAUUCAAAAAGCCAAUCCAGUGAUAAAAUGACUAAACAGCGCAUGUCAUAA